Molecule: messenger RNA, 2387 nt
Organism: Phycodurus eques (leafy seadragon)
Lineage: Eukaryota; Metazoa; Chordata; Actinopteri; Syngnathiformes; Syngnathidae
Product: 5'-3' exonuclease PLD4
Exons: 10
Coding region: 803-2245 (480 amino acids)
Molecular function (GO): catalytic activity
Source: RefSeq, a predicted model, not a curated record
GUCCGUGAUCAUUGUUUGUAUUUGAGAACUGCCAAUUACCUCUGAUUGUUACGGGGCUUUUGCACUAAAGUAGCAGAACGUUAUUCGUUGGUCCCUGCUUUUCACCUGUGUGACAGCAGACCGAAGCAGCACCAGCAGGUUGAUGUUCUUCCUCUUCCCGGUCCAUGUUGUGCGUGAUUGUGAAGUUCUUGCAAGUGCCACUAAGCUGUGUUAGGAUGCUUCUUGCAGCCAAGUGCAAGCUGUUUACAAGUGAAUGUCCGAUGUGUUGCUGCUAAUCUUCUUUGAUGGGAUAGUUGGGUUUAAUCCUAACAAAGUCCUCAUAAAUUUACAAAGCUGAAAUGUAAACAUAGUGUGUCAAUCUGUUCCAUUACUGUUUUGUUGAUAAAAAAAUCACAUUGGCAUUUAGUUGUCCUAUUUGUGUUGUUUUAUGUUAGGUCAUGGUGUCAAGGGGUAUUGAGGGUAUUUUUCAAAUAAAUUCAACUAGCAAAGAUGGCUAAUUGGCAUUAUGAAUUUUUGAUUUCUAUUCCGAGCAAUGACGAUGUGAAUGGUGAAUUGAAAAUCAGCAAAAAAGGGGAACUGAGCUGUACUGUACAGUAAAGCUGAAGAGGAAGAAGUGCAAUUGUUUUGUAUUCUUUCAAGUUGGACACUUUCUGUGUUAGCUUCAUGUGAGUUGUCCCUCCAAAGUAGAAUGACAUUUUUCUUUUUUUUUUUUUUUGCUUUUUUUUCUUUUUUUUUUAUAUAAAUCCACAGUCAACUUUUUACUUUCUUUCUGGACUCUGUUAGACCACUCGUGUAUGAAAGGAUGAGAAUCUCCAUGUGCUACAAACUUCACGACAGUUGCGUUCCAAGCAAAAAGGAAUCAACCCGUUGCAUGACUUUAAUUCUGGUUUUGGCCUGUAUGACCAUCCUGGGGACCCUGCUUGCCAUUGCUGUGCUGGAAAGACCCCAGGCCCCCCCACGUUCUCAAGACAUUGAUGACCGUAAGGCCUCUAUUGACCAGUGCAGUAUGGCCGUUGUGGAGAGUAUUCCUCAACAUGUGCAAUACAAAGCCAACGCAACAUUUGGGAUCCCUUUGGAGAAAGCUUGGAAGGAGCUUCUCUCCAUAGCAACAGAAAAGGUGGAAGUGGUCUCUUUUUACUGGACAUUGACUGGGGAGGACGUCAAUAUCAACUCUUCCUCUGAUAGACCUGGACGGGAAAUCCUCGAGCAACUUCAAUCGCUUCCCUCCAGGAACGUCUCAGUCCGAGUGGUGACCAGCCUUCCGUCCCUCAUCACCAAUUCCACUGAUUUAAAGAUCCUAGAACAAAAAGGAGUUCACGUACGCAAGGUGAAUUUUGGACGCCUGACAAAUGGUGUGCUGCACAGCAAGUUCUGGAUAGUGGAUGGGCAGCAUGUGUUUAUAGGUAGCGCUAACAUGGACUGGAGGGCUCUGACGCAGGUGAAGGAACUGGGUAUGGUCAUCUACAACUGCUCCAGUCUAGCAAGGGACCUCCAUAAGAUCUUCCUGUCUUACUGGGUGAUGGGAGAGUCCAACAGCUCUCUGCCGCAGCACUGGCCCCCCACCUUUGACACUGACAUCAAUAAGGAGCACCCCCUGUUGGUGAAAGAGGAUAACAUCACCAGUCGACUCUACAUUGCAAGCUCCCCGCCAUCAUUCUGCCCUCAAUCAAGGACUCAGGACCUGGAUGCCAUCGUCUCCAUCAUCUCAGGAGCUCAACACUUUAUCGAUGUAGCUGUUAUGGACUAUUCCCCCAGCAUACACUUUCAACACCCAAAGAGAUACUGGCCCAUUAUCGACAACGCCAUCAGGGCAGCGGCAUUCGAGAGGAGGGUUAAGAUUCGAAUGCUUAUCAGCUGCUGGACCAACUCCUUUCCAGGAAUGCUACCAUUCCUUCAGUCACUCGCCUCCUUGGACAACUUCAAGGCUCACAUCAGCAUUCAAAUUAAGUUCUACGUCCUGCCUGUUGGAAACCAGACUAACAUUCCCUUUAGUCGAGUCAACCACAACAAAUACAUGGUGACUGACAAAGUGGCCUACAUCGGCACGUCCAACUGGGACGGGGACUACUUCCUGACCACAGCUGGAGUGGGUCUGGUGAUUUCCCAGCAUGCCCCCCACCCUAUAUGGAAGAGCAAGGCCGUGCAGGGCCAGCUCCAGGCCGUGUUCAACAGGGACUGGUACUCUAAGUUUGCAGUGCACCUCACUGACCUGGGCCACCACCCAGACUGUGCGCUGUCACCAUGAGUGAGGAUGAAGGUUCUUGAUACGUACAGUAUAUGUUUUGAACUAUAUCUUUAUAUCAGCAAUUUAAAUUAAUUUGGUGCAUUAGUUCUCUCACCGUGUUCUUUAUAAGCUAUCCUGUAUGAACUUUAAGCUUUUUUUUUGU